Molecule: messenger RNA, 829 nt
Organism: Larimichthys crocea (large yellow croaker)
Lineage: Eukaryota; Metazoa; Chordata; Actinopteri; Sciaenidae
Exons: 6
Coding region: 69-701 (210 amino acids)
Source: RefSeq, a predicted model, not a curated record
CAGACUCAGAGUCAAUAAAUUCACAUGUCACAGCUUUCUGCCUUCAGUUCUGGGUCAUUAGAGUAGCCAUGGCUUUAAGGGGAACACUUAUUUGGACAUGCACACUGGCAGUGUGGUUCUCUUCUGCAUCUAAAGAUGACUCUGAGACUUGCUCCUUGGACGCUGCGAAUCUUACAGCUGUUGUGGAGGAGGCGCUGCAGUGCGGUGAAGCCCUGCCAUGGAGUGGACAGCAGACAGCUGCACUGCUGCUAUCUCUGAGCAGUCUGACUCAUCGUUUGCAGCAACACCAGCUGAAAGAAUGCCAAGGUGCCGAGCCACACAAUUGCCCUGAACCAGAAGUUCCUGAAAAUGGAGGGUUGGCUUGUGUCACAGCUGACAACCAGCGCCUCUGCAAACCUAUUUGCAACCAUGGAUACGAUUUUGCUUUCCUCAGAAUAAGUCGUUUGUAUGAUAAAUGCAGUGAGCAGACCAAUUAUAAAUGGGACACUCAGUACGUAGGAGGGAACAAGCUGGCUGUGUGCAACAGACAAUCAUUUCAAAUUUCAGGAGCAAAGUCAGCGUAUUUUCCUAAAGAUCAGGACUGCAGAACAACCAAGAGCAUCAGCCAACUGCAGAACAACACCCUUGAAAUCUUUAUCAGUGAGGUGAAGAAUAAAGGCAUACCAGGAGCGGCACAGCAUGCCUGUCUUGUAUGUGGAUGACCACAAAGUAGAAACAAGAUUGGUAAAAUUUAACUGUGAAAUGAAUGAAUGAAUGAAAGCUAUGCAAGUAGUUCAAAUCUGUACGAGUUUAAAUUACUUUCCAGAAUAAAACAGUUACUGAACCUGAA